This is a messenger RNA of Physcomitrium patens, 1201 nucleotides long. RefSeq names its product thylakoid lumenal 16.5 kDa protein, chloroplastic. Gene Ontology annotation, biological process: photosystem II repair. The record is from RefSeq and is a predicted model, not a curated record. NCBI's taxonomy places the organism in Eukaryota, Viridiplantae, Streptophyta, Bryopsida, Funariales, Funariaceae.
UCGCAGCAGUACACAGUGAAUGGCUGGCGAUGAAACCACGGCGCUGCCGUGGCUGCCUAUGCCAGCGCGGAGCUCACCACAGGGUUGAAUUGGCGACUGCAACCGUGGCGAAGUUCGGAGGACAUCACGGCCGUGUCUUGUAACGAUCCCAAUUUGUGUUUGUGUCAUUGCCGCUUCGAUUUUUCGUUAGAUCCGCAGCUUGAAAGAGAUCGCCAAUUGCAAUGGCAGUGACGGCGAUGGCGAGCCUUGCGUCGUCCUGCUCGGUGUUUCUCGAGGGCGAGGCUCUGCGUGUGCGGGGAUCGGUCUCGGAUAAUUCCCUGCGUCGCGGCAACGGAAUUGUGAGAUGCGUGCAGGCCAAGAGCGAAAGUGAGAAGCCCACGGUAUUUUCCAGGAGGCAGGCUGCGUGCGCUUUGGUUGCGGGGGCUCUCGUUCUACCGGUUGCCCCGAUGGCCCGUGCAUUACUUGAAGCUGACGACGACGAUUCUCUUCUUGAGAAGGUGAAGGAGGAUAAGAAGAAGCGCAUCCAGAAGAGGUCGACGGCAAUCAACGAGUUCGUGAAGGAAAGCGAGUAUGUGCAGACUGCCGUGUACAAGUUGAGUGAAACAGGGCAAGCCAUUGAUGCAGGAGAUUACAGCAAAGCAACCGCGGUCUUUGCACAACAAAACGGCGAUUGGGUCCGUAACAUUCAGGCGGCGAUAGACAAGGUGAGUUCUAAUUCGAGUGAGGAGGCUGCGGCUAGCACUUUCCGUUCUUCCUUAGCUUCGCUUGAAGCAGCAGUGAAGUCGGGCGAUUUUAAGUCGUCAAGAGUUGCGUUCAUCGCCUCAGCAGAGGCAUUGGAUAAGUGGGCAAGACUUACCGGAUUGGCAGAGAAAGUGGUGGGAUUGUAAAUAACAGCGCCAGGUCGCAUGCAAUGUCUGGUAACUCUGCUCAUGUGCUUGAACUCUGGUCUGUUAGCAUUGGUGAUCCAAAACCAUCUAAGGUUUAGUAGAUUUCAAUCCAAUUUUUUCUGGCGUAGACAUUGUCGCGUUAAACGUCCAAAAUCAGCAGCUUUUUGCUUGUGGGAGACGGUGCGCUAGAGCUUUUUGUAGAGUGUUCUUUUCGCCUAUCUUAUCCGCUAGAUAGAGAAGUAAUCAAUCUUCUCUGCUGAAGGUCAUUUGAACCAACAUGUACCAUUUCCAAAUGACAGGGCGAUUUCACAUCA